Molecule: messenger RNA, 1960 nt
Organism: Triplophysa dalaica
Lineage: Eukaryota; Metazoa; Chordata; Actinopteri; Cypriniformes; Nemacheilidae
Gene: ttll12
Product: tubulin tyrosine ligase-like family, member 12
Exons: 14
Coding region: 22-1899 (625 amino acids)
Biological process (GO): protein modification process
Source: RefSeq, a predicted model, not a curated record
UACAGGCACAUGUGAGCAAACAUGCAGAACGGAGAUGUAAACGGGGAGGAAGAUGAAGAGUAUCGGCUGUUCCUCGCUUUACACACUCCCGCGUUAAAGGCCGCGAGAAUCCCACCGCUUUACUGGAGGAGUUUGCAUUUAAAACUCACUAAUGAGGUGUUUGAUGCAGGUGAGGUGUUUGGGAUCAUGCAGGUGGAAGAAGAGGAAGUGGAGGAGGAUGAAAGUGAACGGAAACACCAUCCUGGAGAUGAGAUGAGUUAUAAAGUGAUUGUCACACGAGAUAGUGGCCUGCAGGCUGCUGAUCCUACCAGCAUUUUUCUUGUGGAUCACGCCUGGACGUACAGAGUGGAAAGUGCCAGACAGCAGCUGCUGGAGAUUCCCGGACUGCUCAUACGGAUGGCCAGCCUGAUGGGCUUUCCUUUCCACGGAGAGGCUCCUGACCCGGAAAUCGUGGAGACGGUCCUGGAUAAUAUGUGGAAGUACAACCAAACAUAUCAGCUGUCUCAAGGGUCUGCAGAAGAGAAGGUCCCUGUGUGGUACAUUAUGGAUGAGUUUGGUUCUCGUGUUCAACACUCCUCGCAGCCGACGUGCUGUAUGGCUCCUCUGUUCUACGCUCCACAACAAAUCGCUUACACUGUGCUGUGGCCGCUGCAAGUCCUGGAAAAUGCAGAUGAAGUGACACGAGAUUAUGCGCACGGUGAAACUGUUUCUACGGUGAGGAGAUGUCGUCUGUUACCAUGGCUACUCGAUGAUCUUCAGGACGUGAGCGAUGACGUCCAGGAACCAUCAGACCUUUACUAUGAAACCAUUCUGCAAGAGAACAAGGAGAAGCUCCCGGUGGACAUUCAGCCGUACUGUGUGCCAGACGGGAACGUUUUAAAGGUCUACUCUGAGCUGAAGCAGGUCACAGACAAUCUUAAACACCCACGAUUCCAGUUUACCCAAAAUGAAGAGGAGGCCGAUAUCAUCUGGGCCUUUUCUCAUAUCCGAGACUAUAGGAAGAUGAGCGAAGAACGACCUCACGUCCUCCUCAACCAGUUCCCCUGCGAGACGGUGCUCACCACUAAAGACUGCCUGGCGUCAGUGUCCCGGAGAGCGAGGGGAGGACAGGGACCCCUGUGGCUCCCCAGGACCUUUAAUCUACAGACGGAGAUGCCUCAGUUCAUCAGGCAUUACUCACAGAGAAAGGAGAGGGGUCUGGAUAACCACUGGAUCUGUAAACCCUGGAAUCUGGCUCGCGGUCUGGACACACACAUCACAAACAACCUGAAUUACAUAAUCCGACAGAGGGAGAGCACUCCAAAGGUGGUGAGUAAGUAUCUGGAGGACCCCGUGUUGUUUCGUAGAGAAGAGGUGGGCGUGGUGAAGUUCGACAUCCGUUACAUGGUGCUCCUCCGCUCCGUGGAACCUCUGCGUCUUUACGCGUACAACGUGUUCUGGCUGCGAUUUGCAAACAAACCCUUCUCGUUGGAUCAUUUGGAUGAUUAUCAGAAGCAUUACACCGUGAUGAACUACGCUGAAAAUGUGCAGCUCAAACAGAUUCACUACGAUGAGUUCAUACCCAUGUUCGAAAGCCAGUAUCCACAGUUUCCAUGGAAACAAGUUGAGGCGGAUAUCUUCCGAGCCUUUUCUGAGCUCUUCCAGGCGGCCUCCUGUCGUCCGGCUCCAUAUGGCAUUUGUGCCUAUCCGUCCUCAAGAGCCAUUUACGCCAUCGACCUUAUGUUGAAAUGGGACCAGACAGCAGAAGGAGAGCGUGUGAUGGUGCCUCAGAUACUGGAGGUGAACUUUAGCCCCGACUGUGAGAGGGCAUGUCGUUACCACCCCAGCUUCUACGACCACAUGUUUCAAACUCUGUUCCUGGAUCAGGCGGAGCAGUGCCCCGUUACUCUCAUUGAAUGACCACACUAAAUUUCAGCUUUCAAAUGAUUUGUUGGAAAUAAAGAGAGACACUGCAACACUG